This is a messenger RNA of Funneliformis mosseae, 519 nucleotides long. Lineage: Eukaryota; Fungi; Glomeromycota; Glomeromycetes; Glomerales; Glomeraceae. The record is from the annotation of a GenBank genome assembly.
AUGGAUGGUAUUCAAGCUAAACUUAAGUAUUAUAAUGCUUUAGCUGAUAAGGAACUUUCUAAAUAUGAACAGCUUGACAAAUUGGAAAAAUAUACCAAUGUUCCAAAGACCUAUAUGGCCGCUGGUGCUGCUGGUGUCGUGUUCUUAUUGAUCUUUUUCAACUUCUGGGGACAAUUAUUGUCUAACCUCAUUGGCUGGGUUUAUCCCGACAAAGCUGACGACACUCAAUGGUUAACAUACUGGACCGUAUUUGGAUUUGUAAAUAUAAUUGAAUUCUUCUCAGACACCAUCCUUUACUGGAUGCCGUUCUAUUACUUAUUCAAAACCGUCUUUUUCCUCUGGCUUUUCCUUCCACCAUUCAAGGGUGCACAAGUCAUUUAUUCCAAAUUCUUGAGACAAGUUCUUUUAACUUAUCAAAAUGAUGUGGAUAAAAAUCUUAAUAAAUUGCAUAAUAAAGUUAAUGAUGCCGCUAGGGACCUCAUGAAAGAAGCUAUUGAUGCAGGAACUAAAGUUGAAUAG